GCGGCCCAGCUAUAUAAGAGGGCCCCAACCGCGCGGGGUCUCCAAUCUGCCAUUUUCUGUUCCUGAGAAAGUCUGUGCUGUCCUGAGUCCUCUGUUUUCCCCACAGGCAGUAUUCUGCCCGCUGGCCCGCCGCCUCAGGGGAACGAUGGCCACAGAGUCUACAGCCACUGCUGCCAUCGCCGGGGAGCUGGUUUCCGCUGACAAAAUUGAAGAUGCCCCUGCUCCUUCUACCUCUGCAGAUAAAAUGGAGAGUCUGGAUGUGGAUAGUGAAGCUAAGAAACUACUGGGACUAGGACAGAAACAUCUGGUGAUGGGGGACAUUCCAUCGGCUGUUAAUGCACUCCAGGAGGCAGCCAGUCUUCUAGGUAAGAAGUAUGGAGAAACAGCUAAUGAGUGUGGAGAAGCCUUCUUUUUUUAUGGGAAGUCACUUUUGGAGUUGGCCAGAAUGGAGAAUGGAGUGUUGGGAAAUGCCUUGGAAGGAGUGCAUGUAGAAGAGGAAGAAGAAAAAACAGAAGAUGAAUCUUUGGUAGAAAACAAUGAUAAUGUAGAUGAGGAAGCAAGGGAAGAGUUGAGAGAACAGGUUUAUGACGCCAUGGGAGAAAAAGAAGCCAAAAAAGCAGAAGGCAAGUCUCUGUCAAAGCCUGAAACUGACACAGAACAGGAAAGUGAAGUGGAGAAGGGUGGAAGAGAAGAUAUGGAUCUAAGUGAGCCUGCAGAGAAGCUACAGGAAAAAGUUGAAUCGACUUCAAAGCAGUUAACUGAGUCCUCUGGAGAGGCAAAAGAAGCAGCAAUACCAGGACUGAAUGAAGCUGAGGUCACUUCUGGGAAGACAGAACAGGAAUCAUUGUGUACUGAGGAAGGAAAAUCAAUUUCUGGAGCUUAUGUUCAAAAUAAAGAAUGCAGAGAAACAGUGCAUCAGGAGAAGGAGGGAGAGGAAAUAAUAAGCAUAGAGGAAAAUCCAAAAGAAACUUCAGAAGAUCAGCCUGUUGGGUCUCCAGAAAAGCAGGGUACUUCAAUGAAGGUAGAAGCUGAAACAAUAGCCCCCACGGUGAAGUCAGUGGACAUGGGUGGGGAGGAACCAAAGGAUCAGGUAGCUGCCUCUGAGAGUGAACUAGGAAAGGCUGUUCUUGAGGAACUGUCAGGGCAAGAUGUCGAAGUGUCACCAGUGGUGGCUGCAGAGGCUGGAUCAGAUGUCUCUAAGAAGCCAGGGCAGGAGAUUACAGUUCUUCCCAACAAUGGUUCAGUUGAUGGACCAUCAGCUGCAGGAGAUCAUACUCCUGGUGAACCACAGAUUUCUGCAGAAAGACUGACAGAGACUAAAGAUGGCUCAAGUGUAGAGGAGGUCAAGGCAGAGCUGGUUCCUGAGCAGGAGGAAGCUAUGCUACCUGUAGAAGAGUCUGAGGCAGCUGGAGAUGGGGUUGAGACCAAGGUAGCCCAGAGGGCCAUGGACAAGGCACCUGAAGACAAAUUUAAGAUAGCUGCUAAUGAAGAGACACAAGAGAGAGACGAACAGAUGAAAGAGGGUGAAGAAACUGAAGGCUCAGAGGAAGAAGACAAAGAAAAUGACAAGGCUGAAGAAACACCAAAUGAAUCAGUUCUUGAAAACAAGUCUCUGCAAGAAAAUGAAGAGGAGGAGAUUGGGAACCUCGAGCUUGCCUGGGAUAUGCUGGAUUUAGCAAAGAUCAUUUUUAAAAGGCAAGAAACAAAAGAAGCCCAGCUUUAUGCUGCACAAGCCCAUCUUAAACUUGGAGAAGUUAGUGUUGAGUCUGAGAAUUAUAUCCAAGCUGUGGAGGAGUUCCAGGCUUGCCUAAACCUCCAAGAACAAUAUUUGGAAGCCCAUGACCGUCUCCUUGCAGAGACUCACUACCAGUUGGGUUUGGCCUACGGUUACAACUCUCAGUAUGAUGAGGCAGUGGCACAGUUUGGCAAAUCUAUUGAAGUCAUUGAAAAGAGAAUGGCUGUACUAAAUGAGCAGAUGAAGGAGGCCGAAGGAUCAUUUACUGAAUAUGAGAAAGAAAUUGAGGAGCUGAAAGAACUGCUACCUGAAAUUAGAGAAAAGAUAGAAGAUGCAAAGGAGUCCCAGCAGAGUGGGAAUGUAGCUGAACUGGCCUUGAAAGCUACUCUGGUGGAGAGCUCUUCUUCAGGUUUCUCUCCUAGUGGAGCAGGUGCCUCAGUCUCCAUGAUUGCCAGUAGAAAACCAACAGAUGGUGCUUCCUCAUCAAAUUGUGUGACUGAUAUUUCCCAUCUUGUCAGAAAGAAGAGGAAACCAGACGAAGAGAGCCCCCGGAAAGAGGAUGCAAAGAAAGCCAAACAGGAGCCUGAGCUGAAUGGAGGCAGUGGGGAUGCUGUCCCCAGGGGGAAUGACGUUCCAGAAAGCAUGGAGGCUGAGGCUGAGAAUCAGGCUGAAAGCCCGGCAACAACAGAGGGGACAGUGGAGUCUACAGCUACAGUUGAAGGCACUGCAUGUUAAGAGGGAGCAGAACCUUUCUCCUGAGGGAAAGUGGUUUUGUACAUAAUGUAUUUUUUCACUUUUGGGGAUUCUUUUUGUAUAACUUCAAUAAAGAUUGUAGGCAACA
Molecule: messenger RNA, 2576 nt
Organism: Onychomys torridus (southern grasshopper mouse)
Lineage: Eukaryota; Metazoa; Chordata; Mammalia; Rodentia; Cricetidae
Gene: Nasp
Product: nuclear autoantigenic sperm protein
Exons: 15
Coding region: 146-2470 (774 amino acids)
Biological process (GO): CENP-A containing chromatin assembly; DNA replication-dependent chromatin assembly
Cellular component (GO): nucleoplasm
Molecular function (GO): histone binding
Source: RefSeq, a predicted model, not a curated record